AUGGAUGAGGAUGACACGGUCCGUAAGGCAAGGCAUGGAGACCCUGGCCACGGCAAACAGCACCAAGGUAGUGUAAGUCAUUGGAUGGAUACGGGAACCACGGCAAGCAACACCAGUCGUAUGGAUGAGGAUGACACGGUCCGUAAGGCAAGGCAUGGAGACCCUGGCCACGGCAAACAGCACCAAGGUAGUGUAAGUCAUUGGAUGGAUACGGAACCACGGCAAGCAACACCAGUCGUAUGGAUGAGGAUGACACGGUCCUCAUUGGAUGGAGAGGGAACCACGGCAAGCAACACCAGUCGUAUGGAUGAGGAUGACACGGUCCGUAAGGCAAGGCAUGGAGACCCUGGCCACGGCAAACAGCACCAAGGUAGUGUAAGUCAUUUGGAUGGAGAGGGAACCACGGCAAGCAACACCAGUCGUAUGGAUGAGGAUGACACGGUCCGUAAGGCAAGGCAUGGAGACCCUGGCCACGGCAAACAGCACCAAGGUAGUGUAAGUCAUUGGAUGGAGACGGGAACCACGGCAAGCAACACCAGUCGUAUGGAUGAGGAUGACACGGUCCGUAAGGCAAGGCAUGGAGACCCUGGCCACGGCAAACAGCACCAAGGUAGUGUAAGUCAUUGGAUGGAUACGGGAACCACGGCAAGCAACACCAGUCGUAUGGAUGAGGAUGACACGUCAUUGGAUGGAGAGGGAACCACGGCAAGCAACACCAGUCGUAUGGAUGAGGAUGACACGGUCCGUAAGGCAAGGCAUGGAGACCCUGGCCACGGCAAACAGCACCAAGGUAGUGUAAGUCAUUGGAUGGAUACGGGAACCACGGCAAGCAACACCAGUCGUAUGGAUGAGGAUGACACGGUCCGUAAGGCAAGGCAUGGAGACCCUGGCCACGGCAAACAGCACCAAGGUAGUGUAAGUCAUUGGAUGGAUACGGGAACCACGGCAAGCAACACCAGUCGUAUGGAUGAGGAUGACACGGUCCGUAAGGCAAGGCAUGGAGACCCUGGCCACGGCAAACAGCACCAAGGUAGUGUAAGUCAUUGGAUGGAUACGGGAACCACGGCAAGCAACACCAGUCGUAUGGAUGAGGAUGACACGGUCCGUAAGGCAAGGCAUGGAGACCCUGGCCACGGCAAACAGCACCAAGGUAGUGUAAGUCAUUGGAUGGAGAGGGAACCACGGCAAGCAACGCCAGUCGUAUGGAUGAGGAUGACACGGUCCGUAAGGCAAGGCAUGGAGACCCUGGCCACGGCAAACAGCACCAAGGUAGUGUAA
Molecule: messenger RNA, 1278 nt
Organism: Ostertagia ostertagi
Lineage: Eukaryota; Metazoa; Nematoda; Chromadorea; Rhabditida; Trichostrongylidae
Source: the annotation of a GenBank genome assembly